Molecule: messenger RNA, 5555 nt
Organism: Saccostrea cuccullata (small rock oyster)
Lineage: Eukaryota; Metazoa; Mollusca; Bivalvia; Ostreida; Ostreidae
Product: serine/threonine-protein phosphatase 6 regulatory ankyrin repeat subunit B-like
Exons: 28
Coding region: 222-5288 (1688 amino acids)
Biological process (GO): calcium ion transmembrane transport
Cellular component (GO): membrane
Molecular function (GO): protein binding; calcium channel activity
Source: RefSeq, a predicted model, not a curated record
AAAGCUAUCAAUUUUUUUUUCAUUCCUGUGAUUACUGAGCAGUUGAGUUAAUUAAGAAAACGUACAUAGAGUUCUUUUUUUUUCUAGAAAUAACUUCGUCGAUUAAGUGCCUUCACCGCACACCUAAAUCAAUGCCUUAUAUUAGCUUCAUCGAUAUCUCAGUGUGAGGAAAGAAUACAACACAGAAGUCAGGGAAUCUUAAAUAUGUAGUCUCCUAAAAAAUGGACAAACUAAACAGCGACAAAUGGAGUGACAGGAUGUCUGUCUCCGGACUUCCGGUCAACGACAAGCCGGACGACACAUCCGCGGCCAACAGCACGGCGUCUAGUGGGAUAGGGAGCGGGGUAUCCGUGAAAAGCACAGAUUUGGACAAUCUCUCCGUGGGAUCAGGAGCCACGGGGCUGGGAAAAGUCCUGUCCCUGAGUCUGAAGGGGGAGUGGAUGUUGUUAGAGCAGGUGCUCCGGACGCUGGACAAAGGAAGCCCGGAUGUAUCACAGAGAGAGGAGGAGGGUGGGUUGUCUCCCCUGAUGGUGGCCGUGCGGGAGAACAAGUUGGUGAUCGCUGAACGUCUGCUAGACCUGGGAGCCAACAUUAAUGACCGCGCCCAGGACGGUCGGACUGCUUUACACUAUGCGGCAACAUUUGCCAAAGAUGAUGUGGUCAAAUUACUUAUUAACAGGAAGGCGGAUCAAACGAUACCCGGUGGUCCCAAUGACCAGCUACCCAUCCACAUGGCAGGUGCUCGUCAGAGUGGAGCAAUGUCUGUUGUACAAAUCCUGCUGAAAAACUCCAACAAGGACCUAAGGCUCACUCAAGAUAAAAAUGGUUGCAUCCCUCUAUUUUUGGCGGCGGAGGCAGGUAACACAGCGGUUUGUAAGGAACUACUUUCUCAGUGUGCGGAGUCCCAGCUUCACCUCCAGAGAAAAGUAAAUGGGGACACUGCUCUUCACAUUGCCUGCAGACGAAAAGACAUAGAACUGGCCCGAAUGUUGAUAGAGGCUGGCUCUCCAGUAGACAUAAGGAACGAAGAUGGUCAUACUCCAUUGCACAUCGCUGCGUGGGAGGGAGAUGACGCAAUGGUGAAGUAUCUGUACCAGAUGAAGGCAAAUCCAAAUCUAACCGACAAACUUGACCGCGUGCCUGUCCACAUCGCAGCUGAACGUGGACACACCGCUAUUGUGGACCUUCUGGUGGACAAAUGUAAAGCGUCCAUAUCUGCCCGUACCAAAGACGGAAGCACUCUGAUGCACAUCGCUUCUCAGUACGGCCACCCUGAUACCGCCCUCACGUUUCUUAAGAAAGGAGUACCUCUUCACAUGCCGAACAAGUCUGGUGCCAUUUGUCUACACACAGCGGCAAUGAGGGGACAUACCAAUGUUGUCAGGGCCUUGUUGUCUAAAGGGGCGUCUGUUGAUGCAAAAACAAAGGAUGGAUAUACAGCGCUUCAUCUGGCGGUCGAGUAUGGCAAACCGCAGGUGGUUCAAAUGUUGCUAGGUUACGGUGCACAAGUAGAAUUCAAAGGUGGAAAGGCCGGAGAAACACCUCUCCAUAUCGCUGCCAGGACUAAAGAUGGCGAAAAAUGCGCAGAAAUGUUGUUGAAAAGUGGAGCAGAUGUCAAUGCCGUCAGAGAAAACGGUGAGACUGCUAUGCACAUUGCUGCCAGAAACGGACAACUGAAAAUGGUACAAGCUCUUCUGGAAGAGGGCGGCGACCCAACGGAACAAUCCAAGAGCGGAGAAACUGCACUUCAUGUUGCCGUUCGUCACUGUCACCUGGCCGUCGCUACAGAACUUUUAACUUACGUCAGCAGGACGUCAUCACGGAUAGACGCCGUCAUGUUGGUCAACCAACAGAACUGGGAGGGGGAAACACCAGUGCACUAUGCAGCAGAACUUGUGAAAAGUAUGACGCAUUUUGAGUUUGAAGACACGGACAUAAUGAGGUUACUUCUUCAGUAUGAUGGGGACAAGAAAAUACAGACCAAACUUACACACGAAACUCCUCUGCAUUAUUGUGCACGUGCGGGGAAUGAGGAUAUUUUGCUGGAGAUCGUGAAGCACAUUGGUAAUACUAGCAUCCAGAACGCAGUUAACAAACAAUCUAAGAACGGUUGGUCCCCAUUACUUGUAGCGAGUGAGCAAGGACAUCUUCAGAUUGUAAAAAUCCUUCUCCAAUACCAUGCAAGAGUUGACGUUUUUGAUGAGUACCAUGGAAAAGCAGCGCUCCAUUUAGCGGCAGAAAACGGACAUGAACAAGUUGCCGACGUUCUACUAUGGCAUAAGGCCUUUGUAAAUGCUAAAUCCAAGCUGGGGCUGACACCACUCCAUCUAGCGGCACAGAACGGCUACAAUGAUUUAGUUCGCUUGCUGAUAGAGACACAUAGCGCUGUGAUUGACGCUUUGUCAUUGGCGAAGCAAACUCCAUUACACAUGGCAGCGCAAUGUGGAAAGAUGGAGGUUUGUAACACAUUGUUGAAAAUGAGAGCGGACGCAAACGCUACUGACGUACAUGGACAAACACCGCUCCACCUUGCUGCAGAAAAUGAUCAUUCAGAUGUUGUCAAGUUGUUCCUGAAACAUAGACCAGAGCUCGUCUCCAUGGCAAACACGAAUGGUAUGACAUGUGCCCACAUAGCCGCUGCAAAAGGCAGCGUGGCUGUCAUCCGGGAACUUAUGAAGUUCAAUAAGACCGUUGUAACCACUGCCAGAAACAGGACAAACAACUCCACAGCGCUCCACCUGGCGGCGGCCGGGGGACACAAGGAAGUCGUGGAGGUACUCCUAAAAGCAGGAGCAUCGGCUGCGGAUGAAAACGCGGAUGGAAUGACCGCUAUUCAUCUGAGUGCCAAACACGGUCACGUUAAUAUUCUUGAAGCUUUAGAUAGUCAUAUUAAUUGGAGAACUACCAGCAAAAAAACUGGUCUGAGUGCUAUUCACUGUGCUGCACAUUAUGGACAAGUCGACUUCGUACGAGAAAUGUUGACCAAAGUUCCAGCAACCGUGAAAAGUGAAUACCCUGGGGGAGGGGAUUCUGGAUUGAAGGAUCUCGGGGCAGAGUCUGGUUUGACGCCGCUCCAUCUGGCUGCACAAUCAGGUCAUGAGGGCUUGGUUCGUCUUCUGCUGAAUUCACCUGGCGUCCAAGCAGAUGUGUCCACAAAUUUACAGGGUGCCAUCCCACUCCAUUUAGCAGCACAGGGCGGACAUACGUCAGUCGUUUCCUUGUUGUUAAGCAAAUCAACAUCCCAACUCCAUAUCAAAGAUAAACGAGGAAGAACAGCUCUCCAUUUAGCGGCGGCGAACGGCCAUAUCUUUAUGGUGGCGUUAUUGUUAGGUCAAGGAGCAGAUAUAAAUGCUUGUGACAAGAAUGGCUGGACGGCCCUCCAUUUCUCUGCUAAAGCGGGGUAUCUUAACGUCGUUAAGCUCCUUACAGAGAGUGGUGCAUCUCCCAAGUUUGAAACAAAGGAUGGGAAAGUUCCCAUUUGUUUUGCCGCUGCCGCCAAUCACUCAGAUGUUCUUAGUUUCCUCAUGAGGCGCGACCAUAACACAAAUCAUCUAAUGGAUGAUAAAAAGUUUGUUUUUGACUUGAUGGUAUGUGGAAAAAAUAACCAUAACAGAUGUAUUGAGGAGUUUAUUCUGUUAUCGCCUGCUCCAGUAGACACUGCUGCCAGAUUAUCAAACAACUUCCGGAUUUUGGCUGUUAGGGAGAAGGAAAGGUCACGUGAUUUAACUUCCGCGGGAGAUUAUUGUGAAAACAUGGCGACAGAACUCUUGGCUAUUGCAGCUAGCCCCAAUAGUGCAGGUCAUAUUCUGAAGGCUGUUGAUUGGAACGGAACUCCAUUUCUAGAUGUUCUCAUAGAAAACGAACAAAAAGAGGUAGUUUCACAUCCUGCUGUCCAAAAAUAUCUAACAGAUGUAUGGAUGGGGAAUUUAAAAUGGGCCACCUGGAAAAUUGUGAUGGUUUUCAUGACCUUCCUUCUCAUUCCAGUCAUCUGGCUCAUGUUCUCGUUACCCUUACGUCACCGGUUCAAUCGUGUUCCUAUUAUCAAAUUCAUGGCAUACCUCGUUAGCCAUCUCUACUUAAUGUUAUUAUUUCUUCUGACUGUUGUUUAUCCACGGGCACCCAUCUGGCAGUCUGCUUCCAUGAUUCCUAGCGUCUAUGAAUGGCUCCUGUUGUCAUGGUUAUCAGGACUUCUUGUGUCUGAAUUGACAAAUCCCGGUGACAGAGGAGGACUAGGAUGGGUUAAAGUAAUUUCCAUCGGCAUUAGUGCAAUUGGAGUAUUUUGCCAUGUGUUGGCGUUUGCCUUUGACACAAAUGAGAGACUGUUGCUCAUCUUUAUCCGGAAUUAUUUCUUCGCCUGGGCCCUGUUGAUGUGUUUUGUUCAAUUGUUAGACUUCUUGUCUUUCCAUCAUCUUUUUGGUCCAUGGGCAAUCAUUAUUAGGGAUUUACUGAAAGACCUGACGCGAUUUCUUGUUAUAUUGUUAAUAUUCAUCGCUGGUUUCACCUUGCAUUUACUUGCAAUAUAUCAGCCUGUAUAUGCACCAAAAGUAGUGGACCCAACCCAAGGGCUAGGCGUUGGAAAUGGAGACGCGACAGUAGCUCAAUUUACACUGAUUGAGUCAUUUGGAUUGUUAUUCUUUUCUCUGUUUGGUCUGGUUGAUCCAGAUGGACUUCCCCUUACCAAUCAGAGUCCAGUUUGGGUUGUUUACAUGGCCAAGGUGACCUUUGGGAUUUAUAUGAUGGUAACUUUGAUCGUACUCAUUAAUCUAUUGAUUGCAAUGAUGUCAGACACGUAUCAGCGAAUCCAACAGCAGUCAGACACGGAGUGGAAAUUCGGUCGCGCCAAGCUCAUUCGUAACAUGAACAAGACGUCAGCGACCCCAUCUCCUCUAAAUCUGUUUACUAAGCUUUUCACGUAUUGUCGCGCCAUAUACAAGCAUAAAGGAAAACUGUGUAAUGUGCACGCAGAUGAUUACAUCAGCGAUGAUGACGACAUUGAUGCGUUUUCGGACUCCCGUUCUGUGGAUCUGUUAGCUCACAAUGCAGGGUGGCUAAAAAAUGUUGUCAGAAGAAACACUCAAGUAGCCCCAGAUGGGGGAUUUCUACGAGUUUCACAUCAUGCGAAUGGUCCAUUGAGGUUGGAAGAUGUAGUUGAUUGGCCAAUGGUUGUAAAGAAAUACAAGUCAAUGCAAGGAAUCGAAGAUAUAGGGACUGCUCUCUCUGAUGAGGAGGAAAAUGAGGCAGUGGGUAAAGGCUCUGGGUUUGAUAAAGACAGCGCUCCGAUGACUUAGCAAGGACAAAUCAUGUGACCUGUUUUGAAAAGUGUGCCUUAAGCCAGAUGAUACUGAAUUAUAUAUAUACCUACAUACGCGAAAUUCUGAUUUUAUCUGUUGGCGCCAUUGUAAGAAAUCCUUACUUUAUAAAAUUAAUGCAUCUCUACCCGUCAAAGCUAUAUUAAAACCUUUACAUUUCACAAACAUUGUCUUUCUGGCUGAAAAGGGUAAAUGUUUUUAUUAUUCGUGAUAAAUUCUUCUAUCAUAUUAAAUUAUUACAAUAUG